CUGAGCCCCUGCCAAUCAGCCAGCCCCAGCCAGUGGAAACGGUCGCACCCUCCCAGCACAAGUCGUCAUGGCCCCGCCUCCAGUCAACAUAGUGGAGCAGCAGUAUCAGAACGGUGAGUCGGAGGAGAACCACGAUGCGUUCCUGAAGGCUCUGCAGAACGCGGUCACCACCUUCCUGAACCGUAUGAAGAGUAACCACAUGCGCGGUCGCAGCAUCACCAACGACAGCGCCGUGCUCUCCCUCUUCCAGUCCAUCAACACCAUGCACCCCCAGCUACUGGACAUCCUCAAUCAGCUGGACGAGAAGAGACUGUAUUACGAGGGUCUGCAGGACAAGCUGGCCCAGGUGCGUGAUGCGAGAGCCGCUCUGAACGCCCUACGAGACGAGCACAGAGAGAAGCUGCGUCGUGCUGCCGAGGAGGCGGAGAGACAGAGACAGAUCCAGCUGGCCCAGAAACUAGAGAUCAUGAGACAGAAGAAACAGGAGUACCUAGAGAUGCAGCGUCAGCUGGCCAUCCAGCGGCUCCAGGAGCAGGAGAAGGAGAGACAGAUGAGGCUGGAGCAACAGAAACACACCAUCCAGAUGAGAGCCCAGAUGCCUGCCUUCCCCAUGUCCUACCCACAGAUGCAGUCUUUGCCCCCCAACGUGGCAGGAGGGGUGGUGUACGGGCAGCCGGGGGGACCCCCCAGUUACCCAGGCACCUUUAGCCCCUCAGGGUCAGUGGAGGGGUCGCCCAUGCACAACGUCUACAUGAACCAGCCUGGACCAGGACAGUACCAGGCCAUGCCUCCAGACCCCAACAUGUACAUGUACCAGCCUGCAGGAACCAAUGGGCAGCCUGCACCCCCUGGCCAGGCCCCGCCCACUACUAGCCCCGCCUACUCUAACUACCAGCCCACACCCACACAGGGAUACCAGCAGAACGUGGUGUCCCAGGCCCAGUCUCUGCCCCCCAUGUCCCAGCCUCCUCCCACUAACGGUAUGUCCUACGUGGCCUACCCUCCACCCUACGCCAUGCAGAGUAUGAUGGCAGCCCUACCUGGGCAGGACCCCAACAUGCCCCCACAACAACCCUACAUGCAGGGCCCAGGACAACAGCCCAUGUACCAACAGAUGGCUCCCCCUGGUGGCCCCCAGCAGCAGGUUCAGCAGCAGCAGCAGCCUCCGCAGGUCCAUCCAGGCAGCGAGGCACAGCUCAUCUCCUUCGACUGAUCCAUCCACCUGGCUAGCUCAGCUUAACAUUACCACCUGCUGCUGGCAGGGUUCAACACACUACACCCUCUCUCUUCUCUUCUGUCCUCACCUCUCUUCUCCUCUUCUCUCCUCACCUCUCUCCUCUUCUCUCCUCACCUCUCUCCUCUUCUCUCCUCACCUCUCUCCUCUUCUGUCCUCACCUCUCUCCUCACCUCUCUCCUCUUCUGUCCUCACCUCUCUUCUCCUCUUCUCUCCUCACCUCUCUCCUCUUCUGUCCUCACCUCUCUCCUCACCUCUCUUCUCCUCUUCUGUCCUCACCUCUUUCCUCACCUCUCUUCUCCUCUUCUGUCCUCACCUCUUUCCUCACCUCUCUCCUCUUCUGUCCUCACCUCUCUCCUCACCUCUCCUCUUCUGUCCUCACCUCUCUUCUCCUCUUCUCUCCUCACCUCUCUCCUCUUCUGUCCUCACCUCUCUCCUCACCUCUCUUCUCCUCUUCUGUCCUCACCUCUCUCCUCCUCUUCUGUCCUCACCUCUCUCUGUAUCUCUGUUCUCACCUCUCUCUGUAUCUCUGUCCUCACCUCUCUCUGUCCUCACCUCUCUCUGUCUCUCUGUCCUCACCUCUCUCUGUCCUCACCUCUCUGUCCUCACCUCUCUCUGUAUCUCUCUCUCUCUCUGUCCUCACCUCUCUCUGUAUCUCUCUCUCUCUCUGUCCUCACCUCUCUCUGUAUCUCUCUCUGUCCUCACCUCUCUCUGUCCUCACCUCUCUCUGUCCUCACCUCUCUCUGUCCUCACCUCUCUCUGUCCUCACCUCUCUCUGUCCUCACCUCUCUCUGUCCUCACCUCUCUCUGUCCUCACCUCUCUCUGUCCUCACCUCUCUCUGUC
Messenger RNA from Oncorhynchus keta (chum salmon), 2078 nucleotides. RefSeq names its product hepatocyte growth factor-regulated tyrosine kinase substrate-like. Lineage: Eukaryota; Metazoa; Chordata; Actinopteri; Salmoniformes; Salmonidae. The record is from RefSeq and is a predicted model, not a curated record. The transcript is spliced from 8 exons. Bases 68 to 1213 code for a protein of 381 amino acids.